Rangifer tarandus platyrhynchus (Svalbard reindeer) is the source of this 321-nucleotide messenger RNA. Lineage: Eukaryota; Metazoa; Chordata; Mammalia; Artiodactyla; Cervidae. The record is from the annotation of a GenBank genome assembly.
AUGGCCAGAAGGUGGAGCCGGGAACCUCUUCCAGGUCCCUUUGGACUUGUUCUUGCCCUUAAUGUUUCCUCUCAUGAAGUUCCUCCUUGGGAGUUUCUCUCUGGACCCUCGAACCACCUCACCUUUGUUUCCCAUUCCUUGGGGCAGAGCCGGGCCUGUCAGGUGUGCUGUGGCCUCCCAGUCCGGACUUUGUUCUCAACUGAAAAAUCUCUCUACUCACAUGCUGUUUUCCAGAGUCCCCUGGGGGUUCCUGUUUUGCUGUUCUUAGGUCUUUGGCUUCUAGGACCUAAGAUGUUCUGCCUUGUAACCAAUAUAGGAUAG